AUGUACGUACUUUGGAAGGGUAUCGAGAUGGUCUACCGUGAUUUGGUGCGACAGGGGCGUGUCCGACCGAUGCCGUACGGCGAUUUGUUCCUCUACACUGUAUCGACAGCCUACGUACUCUGGCAGAUUAUAAUCGAGCCGCAAGCUAUCCGGAAAGGCUACCUCAAAUUCCUUCUCGGACUGACUGGGAACAGGAUGUCUCUGGUGAACCGCGACCUAUACGAACAUUUUGGAUAUCGUUCGCGUUCACUGUUCCCUUAUAAACCAACACUUAACACAAAGUAUGUGACGAUCAAUCCAAUGCUGUAUCAGCCAAUUUCACCACCAUGA
Molecule: messenger RNA, 330 nt
Organism: Cooperia oncophora
Lineage: Eukaryota; Metazoa; Nematoda; Chromadorea; Rhabditida; Trichostrongylidae
Source: the annotation of a GenBank genome assembly